This is a messenger RNA of Thunnus maccoyii (southern bluefin tuna), 4992 nucleotides long. It is a transcript of the gene cavin2a, whose product is annotated as caveolae associated protein 2a. The record is from RefSeq and is a predicted model, not a curated record. Gene Ontology annotation, molecular function: protein kinase C binding. NCBI's taxonomy places the organism in Eukaryota, Metazoa, Chordata, Actinopteri, Scombriformes, Scombridae. Gene Ontology annotation, cellular component: cytoplasm; caveola. The coding region runs from base 542 to 1954 and encodes 470 amino acids. The transcript has 2 exons.
AUACACACACACAUUACAUUAUUCGAUUACAAUGCAAUCCAGUACAAUUUGACACAAUGCAAUAACACAGAAGCGAGUGCAGUAAACAAAAGUAGCCUUCACACAUAUUUUGCAAAUGCAGCCAGGCAUGCACACAGUGGAAUGGCUGGCAGUCACAAAGACACACACACACACACACACACACAUACACAUACACGCACACACACGCACGCACGCACACGCACAAACACAGAGAAACUCUACCUCUAUUCUGUCGACAGGGCUAGGCCUGUUUCUAUAGCAACCAAGCCCCUCCCUUUGGCUUGCAGGGGAGGUGUUUUGAAAGUUCACAGCGUGUGUGUGUGUGAGGGGGUGCGCGUAAAGAGAGAGGCUGAAAUGGGCGUGGAUGCACAGCCAACUUCAAGAAAGUAAAACACCCAAACUUCAGUUCUCUGCAGGAGCGACUGGCAGCAGCAUCACAGAGCCACUGCCAAACUUUUUUUUGUGUGAGUUAAGUUAAUUACUCUUCCGAAGCGGGACAUUUGACCACCUGUGUGAAACCAUGGAAGGUGACGCGUCCCACGCCGAGCCCAGCAGCGUCUCAGGCAGCCCUCACACCACCCCGCAGCAGCCGCCCGAAAACCCGGAGAUCCUCAUCCCGAGCUUCAGCCCAUCGUCCGCCCCGUCGUCCCCGACCCCGACCGGCACCCUCUCCAGGCUGGGUUUAAAAAGCCCCACCAGCCCGUCCGCAGCCGCGCCGGGAAGCCCGAUCGACCGCGGCCAGGUGAGCGCCAUCACCGUGGUGGCUCUGCUGGACAAGCUGGUCAACAUGCUGGAGGCGGUGCAGGACAACCAGCAGCGGAUGGAGCAGAGGCAGGCCGACCUUGAGGGCGCCGUGCGGGUCGUGCAAGGGGACGUGACCCGUCUGUCCAAGACCCACAUCAGCACCUCCAACUGCGUCAGCAAGCUGCUCGAGCGCUCCCGGAAAGUCAGCGGGCACCUGAAAGACGUGAAGGAACGCAUGGACAAACAGGCGGUCCAGGUGAAGAAGCUGGAGGCAAACCACAACCACCUGCUCAAGAGGAACCACUUUAAAGUGCUCAUCUUCCAGGAAGACAAUGAGAUCCCCUCCACUGUGUUUGUCAAAGACUCCCUCAAGACCCCACAACCAAGCCAGUGUGAUGCAGCGUCAACCCAUCCUACUCCAUCUGUUUCUGGGUCUGUUGAUGGCAUCCGUGUGCCUGAGGGUCUUCAGACCAUUAGCCUGUCCUCUGAUGACGAUGAUGAUCUUGCAAUACACGCAGAGGAGGAUGAUAUGCUAGAAGGCGAGGCUGCAAUGGGUACUUCGCAUAACUUUGAGAGAAGGGCUGACAGGUUCAAGCGCUCUAGCCUGAAGAAGGUUGAUAGCCUCAAGAAGGCCUUCUCACGCCAGAGCAUUGAGAAGAAGAUGACCCAGAUCACCACCAAGAUUGUGCCACCAGAGAAGCGGGACAAAAUCAAGAAGAGCCUCACUCCUAACCAUCCGAAGAGCCCAACUGCCAAAAGCUCCUCGUUCAAGGUGUCUCCCAUGACCUUCAAUGUCAAGAAGGUCAGAGAUGGGGAGGCCCCAACACAAGACAUGGGCUCACCUGGUGAAGAAGCCCAUGUGGAGAUUCCUCCUCUGGGAAGCUUAGAUGGAGAGAUUCCAUUGGCAGAGGUGCAUACCCAGGAAGGCGUUGUGGAGGAGAUUCGGGAGAUGCUGAGCCCCUCCACCCCAGACAGCAUGAAGGCACAGCUGGCAAUCAAUGGAGAACCACCAAGCAUUGAGUGUGAGAUAAAUGGUCAUCGCUCUGCUGGCUUGGCAGUCCCAGAGCAUGAUGAUGAUAUUGGCGAGGAUGAUGAAGAAGAGGAAGAAGAGCAACAGAAAAGCCCUGCUGAAACAGCAGCAGAUGCCAAGAUUCCCACAGCAACAAUUGCUGUGGAGCAAGUGUCUUAAUAUGAUUUGAUUGAUUUGAUUAUUGACCAUCAGUUCUAGUUUCCCAUUCUUUGUUUUCCUCCUCACAUUUCUACAUUUACUGAACACCCAGCAGGCAUAAAAUAUCCCUCCAUCGUAAACAGUCUUGUGUUCUUGCCACAAACACACACACUCAGAUACACUAGAAACAUACUCUGCAUUGAAACUCUCCCUUCAAUGGUAGUUCAUCCUCGGACCAUUCCUGCAAAACCUACCUUUGUUUAUCACUAGCACAGUCUAAAAACCUUGAUUACUACAUAAGUAACUAUGUUAUCAACACCCCACAGCGCAUAUCAGAAAGAGUUCUGAUUGAAGCAUCCAGUUCGAGUGCUUCCUAAAACCAUCCAGGCAGCUUGUCCAAAGCAAGCAACAUUGCACCAGUGUACCACAACUCACUCCCAUCAAGUGGUGCCCACCACUUCAAUAGCAGCACAUCUCCAGGGCGCUGGGCCAACUAUCUCCAUCUUGCUGUGUUUGUCUGCCUCUGGACCUCUCUUCCUCACUGACAAAUAGCCUCUUUGUUCUUUGUGUUUUUGUGAAAAAUAGUAAAUCUUUGGCAACAGUGGUACUGCCCACAGCCUGUUGAGGUAGUGUGUUGCCAGGUUGUGCAAGGGUUGGAAUGGGAGUUUCUGGCUUUUCACUAAAACGGCCCUGGGGUGUUUUGUAGUGAACUAGAGGUUGUUUACUAAAUUCUUUGGACCUGUGCUGAAUGAGCCCUGAUGUUAACUAACAGGUAACUAUACUUAAGUUUAUACUUUGUCCGAGUGGCUCUGUCUCGCCUCCUGUCCUUUACCUGCAGUUGUGAAAUUGUAUGUUACUCCUGUCAGUGAGAUCCAAUUCAUAAUUUCAGACCUUAUUAUUGAUGUCUUACCUGGAAUACCAUAUAAGUUGCAUGUGGUACAUCAAAAUAUUAUAGUAAUUUGUGAUUUCCAGUUGAGUAACAGUUAAGCUUCCAUUUGCUGAAAAGUAGAUAUUGAAAUAGUCAAAAUGUCCUUGUAGACCACACUUGUUUGCUACUCUUAAAAAGAUAUAAGAAAAACAUUUAUUGAGAAAUCUAGUCAGCAUUUGAACUCCUAAAUAAAGGACAUCAUUGCAGGAUAGAAGGUCCUCUAAAUAGAGAAGAAAAUGUUUGCGACAUGAAGGUCCCUACAGGUUUUGACACUGAUACACUAAAUUUCCCUUUUAUAGCCCUUUGUCUUAUUGCAGGGCAGCUUUGUAUGUUUAUGUACAGGAAUUAUUUUUUCUAUGUGAGGCACACUACUCUCUUGGUAUUUAGAGCGUCUACAACCUAAAAUAGUAACUUUAUGAUAACUGCCUUUAGUGUGUGUACUUUAUACAGUAAAUGUAUCUGUGAAUUUUUUUUUUUGAGUGAUUACAUAAUAGUUGGGUGUUAUACAUAUAAUUCCUGUUUUCUUUCAGGCAUCCAUAAUUUGCAUGGUGAAAUGUUUACUCGGUUACAUAUGUUUCUGACAUAAACAUUUAUCUUAUACAUUUUCCAGGGCACUAUCACUACAGCCCCUCCUCUGAGAUACAUGCACGCACGUACUCCUACAGUGCCUUUAUCUUGCACAAGCUGGUAUGAGUAAUUGCACUCCAGAAGGGAUGGAUUCCUAUGGUUUUGUAGAUAAAAGUGAUAAUAAAACAUGCCUUAAGAUUUUUUUCUCUUCCAAGGAAUUCCUUGCAGUUAUCACUGUAUGGGGCGUAGUCAGUGUUUGAUACCAGCUACAUAGAAACAGAGAAAGUUUAAAUUUGAAAGAGAGUGCAAAUGUAUGAAUCAGUCAACUUCAUGUUUGGAAGUCAUGCCCGGGAGUUUCUAUAAAGUGACCUUCCUCUUAUUGCACAUUGUUAGCGAUUUACCAACCUUAGUUACAGAUGUCUAAUGCCACGACUCUCUAAAAAUAAUUUUAGCAAGUGAUACCAGGUGCCAGGGAUCCAACAUACAAGAGAGGUCACAGGAGUGGAUCAAGGCAGAGGACAGCAUUCCUUGGUUUGACGAAUGACUCCUGCUCAGCCUAUUUUUCAUGCUCUUGGCCUCCUUGUUGAGACAGUGCAAUGAGAGGAAAGAGGUUGUCUGGAACCACAGGUGUUCUGCCCCUGUAGAGGCUCCUGGGCAUGAGCUCGUAGUGGAAGGGGGACAAGUGUGGGUGUUGGGAAGUGUGGGAAAGCUGUUGGAUAGGAUAAUAAAUUUGCGAUUGCAUUAUGCAUAUAUGCUGCUUGACAGAAAUGUGAGAUUCUGAAAUGCAUUAGACAAUGGGAUCUAUAUGACGCUUUAGGGGGUGUACAUAUAAAUAGCUGGCACUGCAGGAUCAAUCCUUUCAAGUCCUUCAUGUUUUACAAAAUUUAACAUGUAAGUUUCCUCAGCUGACAUUGUAGGGAGAAAUAAAGUUAGACAUAAAUGAUUUUUAAACAACUUGCUACCUGUUUAUAUUGAAUAUGCUUAGUCACGCAGAGGAUUAUUUUCUUCUUCUUUGUAUAAAUCACAUUACUGGAAAAGGAUCGAACACUAGGAUUAUGUACAUUCUGUGUACUGUAGAGGUUAAAAUGUGAUUGGCUCAGAUGUAUUUUCUGCUUCUUAUUCUUGCAAUUGUUUUACUUUGGUGAUAUUUCUUUCUGCUAAUGUUAAUGUAGAUUUGUGUAUGUGUGUAAAAGUCUGUUUUUAUUUGUUUUGAAAUCAGACUGUCUAAUCUGAAUCAUCAUCGUCAUCAUCAUCAUCAUCAUCAUCAUCAUCAUAUUAUGUUAGAAACCUUUUAAAAAUCAGAUACCUAAUACAGCAUUGUCCGGAUAGUGAUAUUGUGUUUACUAUCAUGUUUGUUCAUAUAAGGGUCUUACUUUAUAUCCUGUUCAUUUAGUAAACCACUUAAACCAAAGACAUUUCCUUCACAGCAGAAGAUUCCCUGCCACUUGUGUGUUAACUCAAAUGCAUUCCUCCUGACACUUGUUUCUAACGUCUUGUGAACAUGCAGGAAUUUCCUUUCAAAUGUUAGUAUUAUAUACAUCAAUAAAAAUUUUAUAACUUUCAA